Molecule: messenger RNA, 5548 nt
Organism: Wyeomyia smithii (pitcher-plant mosquito)
Lineage: Eukaryota; Metazoa; Arthropoda; Insecta; Diptera; Culicidae
Gene: wtrw
Product: transient receptor potential channel pyrexia
Exons: 2
Coding region: 1738-4719 (993 amino acids)
Biological process (GO): monoatomic ion transport; transmembrane transport
Cellular component (GO): membrane
Molecular function (GO): protein binding; monoatomic ion channel activity
Source: RefSeq, a predicted model, not a curated record
ACAUAAUUUGUAACCAUAUGCAUUCUUUAACUGUUUUUCUAUAUAUUUAGUUUAAUUAAACGUAAAUUUUGGCAAUUCAAUUUUUUUAUGCGUCAAAAAUCAAUGUUUAUCAAUAUUUUGACAAACUCAAAAUAACACAAAUAUCAAUUUGUAGGGUAUGAAAAUUAAAGAUUAGAUUUAUUUCUUUUACCAGAACUGUGUUUUUUGGUAAAUUUACACUCCAACCGAUUAAAUCUUGGAUUCAGUAGAGCUUUAAAUGCGAGUAUUUUUAACAUACUCGAAAAUAUUCUGAAUAAAUUCUGACUAUUCAAAAAAACGCGUUUCAAUACCUUCUAGUUUCAUUGUACUGAAAUUGCAUAUUUUAAAAUAUUUUUUCAAAGCCGUGUCUGCAAGAUUUAGUUUGUGUUUCUGAGCAUUCGCUUAAGUUUCCAAAUACCUGUAAUGUGAAUAAAUGAUCUAUGUAACGUAUGCAGAAAAAUUCCAUUCUUAUAAAGUUUCUAGUUUUAUACAAACAUUUGGUUAGCAAAUAUACCAUAGAUGUUUGUGGAAUCAAAGUAAAAUACUGGAAUAACUUUUUAUAUGUUUUCCAAUUUGUUGUACGCUCGUUGUCGUAAUAUUCUUUCAAAAUCAUUUCCUUUUUCUUUGUUUGAGGGAUUUUACACAAAACCUUAUAUUUUGACGAGCUGAGAAAACAGAGUAUUUUGUAAAUUGUUCAUUGUAUCUUAAUAUAAUUCUAUUUUAAUCAUCAUUUUAAGUUGGUAAUGUAUUUAAUAUCAUUGCUUAUUUUCGAAACAUAACUCUUUGAUUUUGCUGCGCACACGCACACAUAAAACAUGUGUAUAUGCCAAUUGAAACUCAAAGGACAUAAAGGAAUCAUCGCAUUGAAUGACGCUUCUACGACGACAUUCAAGCCUUUGUAACCGUAUCAAUCCAUAGAUUUACAAAUAUACACAACGAUGAAUAAUAACGUAUCGUUUAACAAAUAUAACAAUUCGUGAUUAUCAACUAUCUCAAGUAUCAUCAAGUAUCAUGACCGAGAGAAAGUCUCUCAUCUCCGGUUUGGCAGUCACCUAAACGAAAGUUUCACUUGUCUUGGGUGAUGUCAUCUAGUACCAAAUGAGUCGAUGGAUUCGCAUUUAAAUACCAACAAGCAAUUGAAAAGAGGUUCGUCUCAAUAUUGCAGCAUUGAAAUUUCGACUAUCUGCCCAAAGGAAUGAGCCGAAUUAUUGUGACUAAGUUAGAAUUACUGCAAUGUGUGCAAUGAACAAAUACUGUGUGUGGCUCCAAUAUAUAAACUGUCUCGUACCAGAUGGAUUUGAAUGGCUAAUUAGUCUUUUAAACUGUUCAGCCUAAUAAAGUUUCAGUUACCAAUUUGAAAACCAAUGUAUUUGUUAUGAAAAACGGCAUUCAAUUAUAUUUCUUUUAGCUGUUCCCAUUUAUCAUCUAUUACAUCUCUAACAAAUUAAUGUUUACGAAAAAACGUGGGGGCUUACAGAUCUGCGCACAUGCAAUCAGUACAAUAGAUUCUCGCAUAUCUUCAGUUCAAAAAUCGAGCCUAAUGAAAAACACUCAGAGAAGAAAUAACCAAACAAAAACUGAUUUAAUACAGCUGGCACUUUGCAAAGUUGUGUGAUGUUAAGAAAAAAGAAAAAGACUUUGAGACCAGAACAACAAAGUCAAUGUAUUUGAAAAUAAAGUAUCUUUAGCAGACGCUGGCAUAGUUGUAUACCAUAAACUAUGCAGAACUUCGGCUACAAAGAGGGACCCAUCAAGUCAAAACUACAACGAGCGACGCGAGCAACCAGUGUGGUUGAGAACGGUAUUCUGCCGUUGAUGAUGACUUCGAAGCUCAAGACCCUGUCCGUAGGCGGUAAUGUCCGCUGGCGAAACGAUCCUGAAGCAAUAGCUGGCGGUGCUCUUCCUGGGGCAGACUUUGAAUACAUGCAGGUUGGACCAUCUCCUCCGGCUGAAGGAGCCCCAAAUUUGUAUGACAGCUUUGAGGAACCAAGUCCAGAUGCGACAAUAUGCAUUUGUAGUGAAACUAUAAGAAGUUCUCUCAUGGAACAGCUGCGUUCUGCAUCGGGACGAACAAUUCUAUUGGAGGAUAUUGAUUCUGGUGCGACUAAAGAGUGUAACGUUCGUGCUAUUUACGCAGAUGCUUCAAUUGUAGAAAAAAAUAUCAGCUUUUUAUGGUCGGCUUACCUAAAUCGUGUAGAUUUAUUAGAAGGUUUGAUUGAUUGUGGAUCAGAACUUAUGUAUUAUGAUAGCAAUGGUCUGACAGCCCUACAUUUAAGUGCGUUUAGCGGUGGUAUAGAUUGUACAAAUUUUCUUAUUAAAAAAGGUGUUGAAGUUAACGUGCAACCGAAAUGUUUUACACCGCUGCAUUGUGCAGCCCUUGGAAAUUCUGUGGAGACUGCUAAAAUUUUGAUAAACAACGGUGCUAACCUGAACAUACCUACAAAUAAACAAAAUAGUGAAGAGUCGCUGCUGCAUUGUGCUGUGCGUUCCAAUGCUUUAGAAUGUGUGAAAGUGUUCAUUGCAGAAGGUAUAGAUGUAAACAUGUUGGAUAAAAACGGUACAAACCCCAUUCAUUUGGCAGCCGACCUAGGUCAUAUUCAAUGUUUGCAAGCAUUGUUAGACUGCCCAAAAGCAGACCCAAACAUGAGAGUACAAGCUCGUGACAAAGAGACUACUGCUCUUCACUUGGCUGCCGAUGAAGGGUAUUUGGAAUGUGUAACAUUGCUGUUAUCAAAGGGUGCUGAUGUCAAAGUUAAAAAUUAUCGUGGGUUUACAGCAUUACACUUGGCAGCACGAGCGGCUAGCGUAGAAUGUGUUGAAGUUCUACUUAGAAUGGGAAAUGCUGAUCCAAAUGCUGAAGAUGCUGAUCAUCGAACGCCUUUGCAUGCUGGCGUUAGCAAAUCCGAUACAUCGUUUGACAUACUAGAGAUUUUGAUCUCAUGGGGAGCUAAUGUCAAUCAUAAGGACGUAUAUGGCUUUACUGCGCUACAUUUGGCAGCAUUAGAUGGAUUGGCGCAUUGUGUUGAAAUGUUACUGUUUCAUGGUGCAGAUGUUACCACGAAAUCUAAAAAGGGCACAUCCGCUUUGAAUGUAAUUAUGAGAAAAACACCGGCAUCGCUAGCUAUGAUUAAUCAUAAAUUGGAUGCAGCGAUUACUCUGACUCAUUCACAAGAUUCUUCCAAUCGCGAAGUAGAGCUGGAGCUAGAUUUUAGAAGUAUUCUUCAACAUUGUCACCCAAGAGAAAUCAGCUAUCUAAAUACUUUUGUUGACGAGGGCCAGAAGGAAAUUCUACAGCACCCCCUUUGUUCUGCGUUCCUCUACAUCAAAUGGGGCAAAAUCAGAAAAUAUUACAUUGCUCGUUUAUUGUUUUGUUUCACGUUUGUGCUUUUUCUAACGCUAUAUGUUUUAACGGCACUUGCUCAUAAUUGCUACAAUGGCAGUAAAGAUAUGAAAGAAACCAUACAAGAACAAGAGUUGUGUCAAAAACAAUCCAUUUUGGGAGACAUGCUUCGAAACAAUCCAUUUGUAAUGGAAAUGCAAUGGAUGGUUCUAGUUGCUAUAACUAUCGUUGAAAUAUGCCGGAAAAUAUAUGGAAUGACCGGAUAUACAUCUUUUCGUCGGUACGUCACACAAGCAGAAAAUGCUAUUGAAUGGUUCAUUAUUGUGAGCGUUUUUGUAAUCUCCUACAUCUACACAAAGCGUACAUAUACCUGGCAAAACCACAUAGGUGCCUUCGCUGUUCUGCUUGGCUGGACAAACCUAAUGUUGAUGAUCGGUCAGUUGCCUGUGUUCGGAGCAUAUGUCGCAAUGUACCGAAAAGUGCAGGUUGAAUUCGCAAAACUCUUUAUGGCUUACUCUUGCAUGCUAAUUGGAUUCACAAUUAGUUUUUGUGUAAUUUUUCCGUCCUCGUCAUCAUUUGCUAAUCCAUUCAUGGGUUUCAUAACAGUAUUAGUAAUGAUGACCGGUGAACAAGACUUAGAAUUAUUGAUCAAUGAUCCUGAUGGAAAAGAUCCGCCGUUUCUGCUUGAAAUUAGUGCACAAAUUACAUUUGUAUUGUUCCUUUUGUUUGUGACGGUUAUCCUGAUGAAUCUUUUGAUUGGAAUUGCUGUUCAUGACAUUCAGGGCCUAAAGAAAACGGCCGGUUUGUCGAAGCUGGUUCGCCAAACCAAGCUAAUUUCAUAUAUUGAAUCUGCCCUAUUUAAUGGCUGGUUGCCGAAUUGGUUACGGAGUCUGUUGCAUUACACAGCGUUGGUAUCACCACAAGCUUACCGCGUGGUGCUUAGCGUUAAACCUCUUAACCCUGGUGAGAAACGACUUCCUAGAGACAUCAUGAUGGCAGCAUAUGAGGUUGCAAAACUUCGAAAACAUCUUGGUCACACCAUAUCAAACCGCAACACAAACGCAACAUUUUUCAAUUUUAAGAAUAAACUUGAGCCAACAAGCACAAGUGCAAUGACGAUGGACCGUUCAGGUGAUUCUGAUUGUGGAUUUGAAACGGCCAGCAUUUGCACUCUCACAACAAAAAUCGACGAAAAUGCGGAAAAAAUUGAACGGUUGAAAAAUGAAAUUCGUGAUUUAAAAACUACACUACUACAAAAUCAACACGUGUUAGAACAACUGUUAGACAUACUAACCGCGAAUAAUUCGCAAAAAUACCGAAACGCGGCUGAAAAAAGUAAUAAGAUUAAAAAUGAUGAAUAGAACGUGUGCAGUCUAGUGUAAUAAAUAGCCUGGAAUAGGAAAUUGCCAGCUGCGACUAUUGUGAUUAUUUAAUUGUAAAAAACUGCUGAAGAACGAGACAGAUUAGUUAUGAUAAUUUUAAGGCCACAAGGUACAGUUUCUGUGCAAUGUGAAUUUUCCCAGUCCAAUAAUGACUAAAACGCAGUGUGAAAACUGUUAUACUUUUGGUAGUAAGAGCAGAAUAAUACAUGGCUGCAAUCAAUUGUUGUUUACGACACAUUGAUUCCAAUUAUUCUGGUAAAUUUGAUAUACUGUUUUGUCGCCCAUCGUUUUCUUUUAAAUAUUUAAUUGGUUUAAGGCUUGUAUCGCGUUGUAAUGCAAUACUAAUAGAAAUAGUAUUUUCAUAAGAAGUAAAUUGACAUUAUUAACAUUAUUAUAAUCAUUCUAGUAACAAAGAAAUAACAUUCAUCAAUGUAGUUCAUAACAAUUUUACCGUAAACUUUUAUCUUAAAAAAGUCUUGUUAUAAAUAAUGAGCAAAUAGCUAUGAAUUAUUCUGCGAUUUUGGAUAAUUACUUGUUAUUAAUUCGCAUCUAACUAUUGAUAUAUCGAAAUAUGCCCAAUUGAUUGCAGCAGAUUGUGGUAGAAGCAUAAACUACAAAACAUUCGUCUCUUACUAUCGAAAGGGUGGAAAAUAGGCUAAAACAGUGACAAUCAGGCCAUAAAAGUAUAAAAGUUUGUGAUAAUAAUGUAUUAGAAAAAUGUUGUAGUUUUUCUGCCAAUCAUAGAAAUCUGAUUUCGCACUGGCCCUUUGACUAGAACUAAACAAAAGUGUACCUAUUCAAUAUAUAU